Messenger RNA from Rosa rugosa (rugosa rose), 2693 nucleotides. RefSeq names its product putative pentatricopeptide repeat-containing protein At5g09950. NCBI's taxonomy places the organism in Eukaryota, Viridiplantae, Streptophyta, Magnoliopsida, Rosales, Rosaceae. Gene Ontology annotation, molecular function: protein binding; RNA binding. The coding region runs from base 73 to 2265 and encodes 730 amino acids. The record is from RefSeq and is a predicted model, not a curated record. Gene Ontology annotation, biological process: RNA modification. The transcript has a single exon.
AAAGGGAGGAAUGAAACGCUGCGUUUAAGCGGCAAGGACCGAGCGCGAGCCAUCGUUGCCGCCUCCGUGAAAAUGCUGGUACUCAAAACACUGAAGCAAACCCAAUGGAAACAAAACCUCAAACACUUGUCAACCCUUUACAAACCACCAAAAACUGACCUCCCCACAAUAGUUUCCACCAACAUUUCCAUAAGCGGCCACUGCAAAACCGGCCAACUCGACAUUGCUCGCAAACUAUUCGACGAAAUGCCCCACCGAACCGUCGUCUCAUGGAACACCAUGAUUUCCGGGUACUCGAAGUGGGGCAGAUUCGGGGACGCUCUGUUUUUGGUUUCGGCUAUGCAUCGUGGUGGUAAUGUAGGACCAAAUGAUUCCACCGUAACAUCAGUGCUUGGAGCGUGCGCGCGUUCCGGGUGUUUGAGGGAGGGAAUGGAGGUGCAUUGUCUGGUGGUGAAGUCCGGGUUGGAGAGGUUCGAGAUUCUGGGGAGUUCGUUGUUGUGUUUUUACGCUAGCUGUUUGAAAAUCGGGGAUGCUGAGCGGGUUUUUGAGGAGUUGCGUGGGGGGAAUGAGUUGUUGUGGGGGGUGAUGCUGGUUGGUUAUGUGCAAUGUAACUUGAUGGAGAGUGCUGUGGAGUUGUUUGAGAGGAUGCCGAAGAAGGAUGUUGCGGCGUGGAGUAGUUUGAUUUCGGGGUAUGUGAAGAGGGAAGAUGGGUGUGAGAGGGCGUUGGAGUUGUUUGGGUUGAUGAGGGAGAGUGGUGAGGUGGUGCCGAAUGAGUUUACUUUCGACUCUGUUGUAAGGGCUUGUGGGAAACUGGGGGUGUUGUGGGUAGGGAUGGUUAUUCAUGGCCUUUCAGUGAAAUGUGGUGUUGAUUUUGAUGUAUUUGUUAGUGUUGGAUUGAUAGAGUUUUAUAGUGAUUGCCAAGCUGUGGACUUUGCCAAGAGAGUUUUUGAAGGAAUGGAGAACCCGAGUUUAAAUGCUUCCAAUGCAUAUAUAGGUGGGCUUGUAUCGAUGGGUAGGAUUGCAGAUGCAGAGAGAGUUUUUGAUGGAGUGAAAGAGAAGGAUUCAGUUUCAUACAAUUUGAUGAUUAAAGGUUAUGCGAUGAGGGAUCAAGUCAAUGAGGCAAAGAGGUUAUUUGAGUGUAUGAAGCACAGAACUAUAGUUUCUUCCAAUACAAUGAUUUCUGUGUACUCCAGGAAUGGUGAGAUUGAUAAGGCUUUACAGCUUUUUGAAGAAACGAAAGGGGAAAGAGACCAUGUGACAUGGAGUGCCAUGAUGUCGGGUUAUAUUCAUAAUCAGCAACAUGAGGAGGCUCUGGAACUAUAUGUGACAAUGUGCAGAUUAUCAAUAGACCGUACAAGAUCAACAUUCGCUGCUCUAUUUCAUGCCUGUUCAUGCCUUGGUUCUCUUGAGUUGGGACAAGUGCUCCAUGCCCAGUUGAUCAAGACACCAUUUGAAUCGAAUGUGUAUGUUGGAACUUCUCUGAUUGAUAUGUAUUCGAAAUGCGGGUGCAUCACUGAUGCAGAAACAUCCUUUAACAGCAUUACUUCACCCAAUGUGGCAGCUUGGACAGCUCUCAUUAAUGGGUGUGCACAACAUGGGCUUGGCUCUGAGGCAGUUUUGUUGUUUGAGAGAAUGUUAAAGCAAGGAUUCAUCCCUAAUGCUGCUACUGUUUUUGGGGUUCUGUCUGCCUGCAAUCAUUCUGGCCUAGUAAAUGAAGGGAGGAGAAUAUAUGACUUAAUGGAAAAAAGUUAUGGGAUAAACCCAAGUUUGGAACACUGUGCAUGCAUAGUAGAUCUUCUUGGUCGGUCUGGCCGUCUACAAGAAGCUAUGGAUUUUAUUGAAGAAAUGACCAUUGAACCAGAUGGGGUUAUCUGGGGAGCAAUGCUCAAUGCGUGUUGGCUGUGGAUGGACACAGAACUUGCUGAGCAGGUAGCUGAGAAAAUGUGUAGUUUGGAUCCCAAGCCAGUAUCUGCUUAUGUAAUUUUAUCCAACAUAUAUGCUGUACAGGGGAAGUUUGAGGAGAAGAUCAACGCUAGAAACAGAUUGAGAAAAUUGAAAGCAAAAAAGGAUCCUGGAUGCAGUUGGAUUCGGCUGAAUUUCCAAGUUCAUCAAUUCGCUGUACAAGAUACUAACCAUCCUCAUUGUACCAUGACUUACAAAACUUUGGAGCAUCUGACAGCAAAUAUGAACUCUAUUGUUGAAUUUGGUUCUGUUUAUAUGCCAACAGUAAACUCUAGUUCUAUCUAUGCAACAUAUAUUCUAUGACCACAUUCACAACAGCUGUUUAUUCUAUACAUUCCUUUGUGAUAUACAUGGUUUUUGAUUCAUAAGUUUCUUUACUGAUUGUUUAGUUUCUACCUGAGCAUAGAAUUCGUUUGAUAGUUUAAGUUCCAUGGUUCUCAUUACUUGGCUAGUGUACAUGAGCUAACCUGCAUAGAGUUUGUGAUAUACAUGAACCUAACCUGCUAAUGAAUAUGUAAAUGCUGAAUAGGUUCACAGGACAUAUUCAGCGAAGUUAACUCUUUAUGCACAGGAGAAAUGAUUUGAGGUAUUCUUCUUGACUUCUAUAACUCUUUAUGCUGAUGCUGCUAUAUAUAGAGACUGCUCUUCUGGUUUUGCUUUGGCAUUCAUCAAUUUUCGAGGUAACGUCAACUCUUUUUUAAAAAGGUAAUUUUGAUUGUUUUGGGGAUAGA